CACGUUUUCAUGUCUGAGUAUCGUUCAAGAAUUAUUGUGAAUGGAACAAGAAGAACAAGAACGUUCCACUACUUCUAUUGCCGUCAUUGCAGCCGCACCAUUAGACUCCGAAACUAUGGUCUAUAUGGUCCUUUAUGUCCUUUCUGUUCUAGAGAGAUCAAUCUCCACGAUGAGCUUGACAUUAUGAGGCUAAAUGGACCUUAUUGGGAUACCGAUACCGAUUGGAUCACUCUCCAUCUUAUCAACUCUACUAGAAGCAACCGGUUCAAUCAUGAACUAGUUAAUACCGCUGAUGAAUUCGCUGAUGUCUUUCCUAACGAACGUGUCGGUCCACCACCGGCCUCUCCAUCGGCCAUCGAGGCUGUGAACACGGUGACAAUCUCGGAAGAAGAUUUGGCGAAAGAGAAGGUUUGUGCUAUAUGCAAGGAGGAGUUUGAAGUUGGAGAGGAAGGGAAAGAGUUGACAUGUUUGCAUUUGUACCAUCCAAGCUGCAUUGUGUCUUGGUUGAAUAUUCAUAAUACUUGUCCCAUUUGUCGCUUUGAGGUUAACUUAGGCGUUUCCCAAAGUCACGUUGAAGGUGGAGGGUCUCACCAGGUCGAUAAUGAUCGAUCAAAUCGCGUUCGAACUAGGGUUUGUUCUUUGUGGCCUCUCCGAAUGAUGUUUGAUUGGGUGCAUAAUCUCCUCGGUAAGAUUCCUCCUCCUGAUUUAACUUUCAUGGCUAUCGUAUUAUGCUUUAAUGUUUUUAAUUAUAAAGUUUAACUUGUAAUUGAAGAAAUAUUGCAGAUGUAAGAAUAACAAACACUUGAAAAAAAUCAAAGAUAUUGAGAACAAGAAUAUUGUAUGAAAAUAGUAAUUAUACAUAGACAAAAUUAGGUUAAUUAUGAGAGAAUGGAGUAAAAAUACACAUCAAGAAGAAAAAAAAAAGAGGCAACGGCGAUUAAAGGCGAAAAGAGGCGUUUAUGGAUUUUUCGUGAAACAAAACUCUUGAGUAUAUUUUAUGUAAUUCAUUAUCUUUAAUUCCUUUGGAAGUUGUACGUAACUUGUGUAAAUAAAAUUAAAAAUUGUGAGGUGAAAAAGAAUU
This is a messenger RNA of Eruca vesicaria subsp. sativa (arugula), 1081 nucleotides long. The record is from the annotation of a GenBank genome assembly. NCBI's taxonomy places the organism in Eukaryota, Viridiplantae, Streptophyta, Magnoliopsida, Brassicales, Brassicaceae.